This is a messenger RNA of Brassica napus (rape), 3024 nucleotides long. RefSeq names its product receptor-like protein 31. Gene Ontology annotation, molecular function: protein binding. The transcript has a single exon. The record is from RefSeq and is a predicted model, not a curated record. The coding region runs from base 653 to 2944 and encodes 763 amino acids. Lineage: Eukaryota; Viridiplantae; Streptophyta; Magnoliopsida; Brassicales; Brassicaceae.
AAGCACAUAGAAGGAGAGACGAAGCAGGUUUUGGAGACGGGAGGAGUGAGAGAGUGCCUUUUGUUUCAAAAAGAGAGAUCGAUUUAUAAAUUUUGAAACCAACAAGGGUUUUUAGAGAGAGAAUAAGUAAUUAUUAAAUAAUAAAUAAAUAAAAAGAAGAGAGAGAGUGAUAUAAGGUGUUGCCGCGAAACUUGAACAGCCAAUAAGAACUCCCCCUAUUCGUCAUUUCUUCUAUUUUGUUUCUUGUGCAAUAUCAAAUACGAAGCCCAAUUUCAAAUUUAUGACAUAAAGGCCCAUCUUUAAUGUUCAAUACCCAACCUGAAGUUAGAGAGAACGUGGCUCCGCCACCCUUUGACCAUGUGGCUCCGCCACUGUGUGAAACCAAAAACCUCUGUGAAGAAGAGAAUGUGUGGUGGGCUAUAAUAUAUAUAUAAGGUUGAAGGAAUGAGUCAAUAUUGGUUUAUGUGGACUAAGUCUAUGGAAAAUGGCACAAAGUACAAACCAUGGACCAUACAGAAGUUGAAAGAUUUUGAUCAAAUAAGCUCCAUAUGACUUGACGCAAGACUUGCAAAAGUCUAAUAAAAUCUUGACUUUUUUUUAUGAGAAUCAUAACUUGUUACUUACCACACAAAACGCAAACAAACCAAAAAAAAUGGCAAUGAUGAUUCCAAGCCAAUCUUAUAGCUAUUCUAGUAUUGUAACUUCCUUGUAUUAUUUCCUCUUCUUGAUUUCCUUCGUUCUUCAUACUCUUGCUUUUCCUACGUUCCAUCAUUGCCAUCCCAGCCAGAGAGAUGCUCUUCUCGAGUUCAAAAACGAGUUUCAUGUAGAUGCAGCGUCGCAUUCAUGGAACAAGAGUAGAGAUUGCUGUUCUUGGAAAGGUAUCACGUGCGAUGCUAAAUCUGGAAAGGUGAUUUCACUUUACCUUGAUACCAUCUCUUUAAACAACUCUUUGAAACCAAAUAGUGGUCUCUUCAAACUUCAUCAUCUUGAUAGCCUAUCCCUUAGAAACUGUAGUCUCCAUGGAGAGAUUCCUUCUUCAUUAGGGAACUUUUUACAACUCACACUUCUUGACCUUUCCCAUAAUAAUUUAUUAGGUCAAAUUCCACUUUCAAUAGGGAACCUUUCUAGUCUCAUAGUUCUUGAUCUUUGGGGUAACAAUUUAGUAGGUCAAGUUCCAGUUUCACUAGGAAACCUAACCCAACUAAGAUACUUGAUCCUCUCCCACAACAAACUAAGUGGCAAUAUUCCUGUUUCAUUUGCCAAUUUAACAAAGCUAUGUGAACUAUAUCUUCAAAACAAUUCCUUGGGCUCCACGCUUCCUGACAUGAGUGGAUUACACAAUUUAGAGUACUUUGAUGUGAGUGAAAACUCAUUUACUGGACCUUUUCCCACAUCUUUAUUCACAGUUCCUUCUUUAAUAUCUGUUAACUUGGAGAGAAACCAAUUUAAAGGAGCUAUCAAGUUUAGGAAUGUGUCUUCAUCAUCUAGGUUUCAGUUUCUAAACUUUGCUCAAAACAACUUAGAUGGUCCAAUCCCUGAACUGAUAUCUCAAUACCAUAACCUAGAAGAGUUACAUCUUAGUUACAACAAUCUCAAUGGGUCAAUACCAAAGUCUCUAUCAAAGCUAUUCAAACUAGAAUACUUUUGCCUUACCAACAACAACAUGGAAGGGGAGGUACCGAGUUGGAUACGGAGAUUGACUAUGGUGGCACUUGCAAGCAACUCUUUCAACAGUUUUGGAACAUCAUCACAAGUUCUAGAUAAAACACAAGUCAAGUGGAUGGAUCUCAGCUCAAAUGCUCUCCAAGGACCGUUGCCUCGUUGGAUCUGCAAGCUUACAUCAAUAGAGAUCUUGAUCUUGUCCAACAAUCUACUCAACGGCUCGAUCCCUCCAUGUUUAAAAAACUCCAUAACUUCUCUUACAGAUUUGGUUCUACGUAACAAUAGCUUCAGUGGGACACUUCCAGAUAUAUUUAAUAACGCCACCAAGUUAAUAUCACUUGACGUCAGCCGCAACCAGCUAGAAGGAGAGCUUCCAAAGUCCUUGAUCCAUUGCACUCGUCUUCAGCUUCUGAACGUGAGAAGCAACAGAAUCAAAGACACGUUUCCAUUUUGGCUAGGAUCUUUGCCGUCAUUACAUGUCCUCAUCCUCAGAUCAAACAAGUUUCACGGACCGCACGUGUCUGCAAAGUUCCAAAGCUUAAGAGUCAUCGACGUCUCGCAUAAUGACUUCACUGGAGCGUUACCAACUUUCUACUUCUCCGAGUGGCUUGAGAUGACCACGGUGGGGGUUGAAGACGACAGCUUCAUGAUCUCUGACGUUCCUUACAUGGGGAAGGUGCUGAACGCUACCGCCUCGUACAUUAGCUCGAUGGAGAUAGUUAAUAAAGGAGUGGAGAUGGAGUUUAAGAGGAUCAACCAAGACUACAAGACCGUAGACUUCUCUGGAAACAGUUUCUGUGGGAACAUCCCUGAGUCUAUUGGACUGUUGAAGGAGCUGCGUCAUCUCAACUUGUCGGGAAACGCGUUCACAGGCAACAUACCACAGUCUUUGGGAGAUUUGACAAAGCUCGAGUCGUUAGACUUGUCCAAGAAUCAGUUGUCUGGUCAAAUCCCUCAAAAUCUUGGUAGUCUUUCGUUUAUGUCGACAAUGAACUUCUCUCAUAAUCUUCUUGAAGGACCGGUGCCGAGAAGCACACAGUUUCAUGGCCAGAGUUGCUCUUCGUUCAUGGACAACCUUAAACUAUACGGUCUUGAAGACAUAUGUGGAGAAACUCACAUGAAGAAUCCUGUAUUAGAAGUGCCAGCAGAGAAGGAAGAGCAAGUGGUUAACUGGAUAGCAGCGGUAAUAGCUUAUGGACCUGGUGUUUUCUGUGGAUUUGUGAUUGGACAUAUCUUGACUUCACGCAAACAUAAAAUUGUAGUAACCAAAAGUGUUUGUUAAAGACCUUCUCUUGUAGUUGUCUUACAUGUACUGUCAAAUUACGUUCACAAGCAGAGGCUAUAUAUGAUGUUAUAUCUGAA